AUGUCCAGCAGUGAGAGUAGCACUAGUAGUUCCAGUAGCUCUGGCGGCAGCGGCGGCGGCAGUAGCCCUAACAAUCAUCCAACAAGUACUCAAUGUAUACGUCAUGCUGGAAGGUGCUUGGAGUUCUUAUGCCGAAGUUGUAACUUGUUGCUGUGUGCCAAUUGUGCAGUGGGCGCAGAUCACCGUGGCCAUGUGAUCGAUGACAACGAGACUAUUGCAGCUGGCUUGGCUGUGGCUGGCGGUAACGCCAGUCUCGGCUACAUGAAGCGCAUGGAUGAGCUGUGGCGCCAGCUCAAACUGUGCAGCCAGGCCAUUGCCCAGAGCCGCAGCAACGAGUGCGCCAUCACCAGCUACUACCGCGACCUCCAUGAGUUCAUUCGCCUGGAGGAGCAUAAAGUCAAGAGGCCGCUGGUGGAAGAGCGCGAGAAGACCUCUGCCAUGCUACAGUCAAUCGUACUCGAGAUCAGUUCAAUCAACAACAUACUAAUGUCGGUCCAUGGACGCGGCAACAUCAUUGGCGGCACUGGAAAUGGAAAUGGCAACGGCAACGGUAAUGGCAAUGGCAACAUAUAUGGCGUCAACAAUAGUGUGGUGGACAGACUAAGAAGUGACAGCCGAAUGUUUGAUCAGGCUGUGGUCGAGGAGGACUAUCUCAAUGGUGUAAUUGAGACCGUGAGCAAGUCACACACGGUAAAUGAAUGGAUCCAGCAGGGCGGCAACACAUACCUCUCGAGGAGCGACCACCCCCUCAUCUGCCAAUACUUCCAUCACAAUGUGAUGGCAUCAGAGAAUGCGCCACUGUCUGGCGCGCAACCGGCCACUAUCCAGGUUCGCUUUGAGGACCGUGUGCUGCGCGACAUCAAGAUCCUGCUGCACCAGUUGUGUCAGAUCUCUGAUGAGAAUGGCAACUACCCCUCCAGUGACAUGGGCAUCGGUCUAGGCAUUGGCAUGGGCAUGGGCGUUGUGGCGCAUGGCCACCAACAGGCCAAUGGAAUGAUGACAAGGAGUAACAACGCAAACAAGCUACUGUCAUUGGGUCCAAACGGUUGCCAUCUGUAUGAUAUUGUAACUGGCAAGUGGUCCAAGCAAGAGGCGGACCGAGAGAAAAGACACUACCCAACAUGUUCCCUUGUCACUGCCAAAGACUACAUCUUUGUCUUUGGCGGCAACGAAGAUUCCACAUCCUUUGCACGCUACUCAAUCAUGACAAUGAAGUGGGAUCACUUUGGUCAAAUCACAACUGGCGAUGGAGGCUACGGCAUCAGCACAUGCUUUGAUGGUGUAAAGUAUAUAUACUUGGUUGGAGGACUAUACAAAGGAGUGUAUUUGACUCGUGUCGAUAGGUUUGACAUUGAUACGAUGGAGUUUACUCGCAUUGGUGACAUUGGUCAGUGUCGUUACUACAGCCACAGCUUCAUACAUAAUGGUCUGGUACACAUUGUCAGUGGCUACAACGACCUAUACGCAUGCCAAUCAAUUAUAACCUACAACCCUCAGGAGCUUACCUGCCAGUACUUGAUCGACGACGUUGGUUUCCAUGAGUGGAUCAUUGCCAGUUGCUUCGAUGGCACUGACCUGGUCUAUGUGCUGGACGCCAAGAACAACUUCUUCUCAAUCAGUCUGGCCAAUAAGAUCAAGUGCAACCUGCCCUCGCCCAAGACCUCCAAGUCUUCCAAGCAUCUUCAAUUCAAACAUUCAAUGAUCUACCUAGCAGAGAGCGCGCCCAAACAAGGUGGCACGAUCCUCUUUGUUGGUGGCAGUCGUCAUGGCACACACCUCUUUAGCAUCCAAAGCAAUGAAUGGUGCAAGCUGGCUGAGAAAGAUGAAGUCGACCGUCGUUACAAUGGUCUAGUGCGUGUGGCAUUACAAUAA
Acytostelium subglobosum LB1 is the source of this 1872-nucleotide messenger RNA. RefSeq lists its product as hypothetical. Gene Ontology annotation, molecular function: zinc ion binding; protein binding. The transcript has 2 exons. The record is from RefSeq and is a predicted model, not a curated record. Lineage: Eukaryota; Evosea; Eumycetozoa; Acytosteliales; Acytosteliaceae. The coding region runs from base 1 to 1872 and encodes 623 amino acids.